This is a messenger RNA of Juglans microcarpa x Juglans regia, 1861 nucleotides long. Its product is annotated as lysM domain-containing GPI-anchored protein 1-like. The transcript has 5 exons. Lineage: Eukaryota; Viridiplantae; Streptophyta; Magnoliopsida; Fagales; Juglandaceae. The record is from RefSeq and is a predicted model, not a curated record. Bases 441 to 1706 code for a protein of 421 amino acids.
AGUAUCCGACAUUCUGACCUCUCUGCAAAGACCUGGACUGUCGUCCACUCCCAGAGGCCAGAGCUCCUUUCCUUCCAAAACUGUGAACUUUCCCUUCCCCCAACUCUAUCCCUCUCUAUGUGCGCCGUAACUUAAGAAGUGAAGAAAGAAGCAAAACAAACCCUAAAAGAAACCCAGAAGUUCUUCAAAAUUUUCCUUCCCACUACCUAGAAAAAGCACUUUUUUUGUUGUUGUCCAAAGUCUCACCAAUCUCAGACCCGUCUCUCUAUAUUCCUUGCUGUUUUGUUGGAAAAGAACCUCCACAACCACAAGAAAGAACUCAUCUUUAGUUCCAUUCGUUACAUCUUGUCCCCCUACUCCUCUCUCUCUCUCUUUCUCACACAUAUGAACGUGUUCUUGUAACGUAGCCAAAAGAACCCAUUUUUCUGUGAGAGGGAAAGAUGUCAGAUAAAAAACCCGUCUUCCAGAACACUCUCUACUUGCUGCUUUUGCUCUUAAUCUCGGCCAAUGUAGGUCUUGUUACCUGCAAGUCCACUAUUGAGCCCUGCUCCAACUCCGGUUCGUGCAAUGCCCUGCUGGGCUACACCCUCUACACCAAUCUCAAGGUUUCCGAGGUGGCAUCCCUUUUCCAAGUCGACCCCAUUGCCAUCCUGAACGCCAAUGCCAUUGAUAUCUCCUACCCGGACGUGGAGAACCACAUUCUCCCCUCCCAGCUCUUCCUCAAAAUCCCCAUCGCCUGUUCCUGCGUCGACGGCAUUCGCAAAUCGGUCUCCACCAAGUACAAGACCCGCCCCUCUGACACGCUGUCGUCCAUUGCUGAUUCCAUAUAUUCGGGAUUGGUCUCUGCCGACCAGAUUGGGGAGGCCAACUCGGUGACGGACCCGUCUGUCCUCGACGUGGGACAGACCCUUGUGGUGCCGCUCCCGUGUACUUGCUUCAACGGGACCGACAAUGCCCUGCCCGCUAUCUAUUUGUCGUACGUGGUGAGGCCGGUGGACACAUUAGCCGGGAUUGCGGCGAGGUAUUCGACCACUAUUACUGAUUUGAUGAAUGUGAAUGCCAUGGGGAGUACAGCUAUUAAGGCAGGAGAUAUACUUGCUGUUCCGUUGCCAGCCUGCGCAUCUAAUUUUCCAAGAUAUUCCUCGGAUUAUGGCUUGAUUGUACCAAAUGGAAGCUAUGCCAUUACAGCGAGUCAUUGUGUUCAAUGCAGUUGUGGGCCUGGGAACCUCAAAUUGUACUGCAUGCCUUCUUCGUUAGCAGUUUCUUGUUCAAGCAUGCAAUGUCGAAACAGUAACCUCAUGCUUGGAAACACCACGGUGCAGCAGACUAGUGGUGGGUGCAAUGUUACUUCUUGUAGUUAUGGCGGUUAUGUCAAUGGGUCCAUUAUCACUAGUUUGUCUACAUCUCUUCAACCUCGUUGCCCGGGGGGCCAGCAAUUUCCUACACUUAUAGACCCACCCACUUCAGUGGUACGGGAUUCAAUGUUUGCGCCUUCGCCUUCACCUCAGUCUGAUAGUGCUGGAACAACACCCAAGUCUUCGGUGGUUCCCACUACGGCUGGGUCACUUCCAGGACUUCCCCCCGCCGCCAACAGUCCUAUUGGGAGUACUUCUCAUGCUUGCUCCUUGAGGAAGUCGUUAGCCACUUUUCCACGUGCACUUGUCAUGCUUUUGUUUGUCAAGUUCUUAUUGUCCAUGUCAUUGUAAUUUUGCUGAUAUGCUGUAUGCCUUCAUGGUGGCACGGUGAGUGUUCUGCCUGGUUAUUUUUUUGACUGGUCCCUGUUGUCUUCCAUAUGCAACUCUUAUUUAUGUGUUUGUAUUAUUAAACUGAUUUGUGGAUGUGGUGGACUCUGUUUUCUGGA